Molecule: messenger RNA, 891 nt
Organism: Macrosiphum euphorbiae (potato aphid)
Lineage: Eukaryota; Metazoa; Arthropoda; Insecta; Hemiptera; Aphididae
Source: the annotation of a GenBank genome assembly
AUGAAUAUUGUAAACAGAGUUGGUAGUGGCCAAUUUUAUACUCGUAAACUGUGUGCACUAGCUUCGCUUGAUGCCGCUAAUGCAUUCAACUCCGCACCGUGGGAAAAGAUUGAUGCUGCUCUCAUACACAAAAGGUUUCCAGCCUAUCUCAUAAAAAUGAUCAGGUCGUAUUUUGAUGGGCGGAGUAUUAUUACGGAGAGUGGACGGCGUUUGGUGACUACUGGUGUACCUCAGGGCUCGGUCAUUGGACCAAUACUGUGGAAUAUAUUUUAUGAUGGUUUGAUGCGGCUGGAACUUUCGGAAGGUGUACAAAUCGUGUGCUUUGCAGAUGAUGCGGCGGUGGUUGCCACAGGGCAUACUACCUGGUUGUUGGAGAAAGCCAUGAAUGACUCCUUACAGUUGGUCUCUACCUGGAUGGAAGAACAGGGAUUGUUGCUAUCAAGCAGCAAGACUCUUACAAUAAUGCUUACAACGAAGCGAGGCUAUGAUAAGCCGACGUUCAAAAUUGGUGACACGGUUAUAGAACUUUCUGAUGAUAUGAGAUACCUCGGAAUGCAGCUCAGCUCUGUGCUGGGCUACAGGAAGCAUAUAGAGGUUGCAAGUAACAAGGGCACGAGAACAGCUGCGGCACGUUCUCGCUUAAUGCCCAACGUUGGAGGACCCUCUGCCGCAAAGAGGAAAUUGCUUACGACGGUUGUUCAUUCACAACUACUGUAUGCGGCACCGAUCUGGUGUGGCGCACUUCAGCACGAGGUCAAUCGCAACAAACUAUCUUUCCCGCAGAGAAAGAUGGCGUUGAGGGUUGCGAGUGCCUACUGUACGGUGUCGUACGCGGCUAUAAUGGUGGUAGCAGUCAUAAUACCCAUCCAUCUACUCGCAGCUGAAAGAUAA